Synchiropus splendidus (mandarinfish) is the source of this 2033-nucleotide messenger RNA. RefSeq names its product troponin C, skeletal muscle-like. Gene Ontology annotation, molecular function: enzyme regulator activity; calcium ion binding. NCBI's taxonomy places the organism in Eukaryota, Metazoa, Chordata, Actinopteri, Syngnathiformes, Callionymidae. The transcript has 6 exons. The record is from RefSeq and is a predicted model, not a curated record. The coding region runs from base 158 to 643 and encodes 161 amino acids.
CUGGAUUGGCUGCUCCUGGUCUGAGGACGGGGCUUGAGUGAGCAGGAUGAGAGAGUACUAAAGCGCCACUGCAUCCUGGACCCAGCAGAAGGAAGCUUUUCUUUCUCUGACAUCUGCUGCUUUUGCUGCUGACUCUUGUCCACACCAGCUGACCACCAUGCCGACCGACGCCCAGAGUGAUGCUCGCUCCUUCCUGACUGAGGAGAUGAUUGCAGAAUUCAAAGCCGCCUUCGACAUGUUCGACACCGAUGGUGGCGGUGACAUCAGCACCAAGGAGUUGGGCACCGUGAUGAGGAUGCUGGGUCAGAACCCCUCAAGGGAGGAGCUGGAUGCUAUCAUUGAAGAGGUGGAUGAGGAUGGCAGCGGUACCAUUGACUUUGAGGAGUUCCUGGUCAUGAUGGUGCAGCAGUUAAAGGAGGACCAGGCUGGGAAGAGCGAAGAGGAGCUCUCCGAAUGCUUCCGUAUCUUUGACAAGAACGGUGAUGGCUUCAUCGACAGGGAAGAGUUUGGAGACAUUCUCCACAUGACCGGAGAACCAAUUCAAGAAGAAGACAUCGACGAAAUGUUUGGGGAAUCAGACACAAAUAAAGAUGGGAAGAUUGAUUUUGAUGAAUUCCUGAAGAUGAUGGAAAACGUUCAGUAGUGAGACCAGAUCUACAUUCCUUGGUGUCUCUGGCUUGAUUUGAAAAAGCACACGAAGCUGGUCAUUAUUGUGACACCCCUAACAAAAACCUCAUUUUGGGUGUCGGGUAUCUUGCAGCGACAUGUUUGACCCACUCCCUGGUGUCACUGUGUGGCUUGGUGUGGAAGCUAUAAAUACCCGUCCAAACCUUUUAAGACGAAGGCAGUCUUGGACCAGCCACUCAGCUGUUCCCUGGCAGCUGCUGGUCCUCUAGAAAUGCUACACCGCCUCUUAACUUAACCCCUAAUCCCCCCCCCCUCCUCGCCCCCCUCAUCUUUAAACAGAAUCCCUCCUCCACCAUGUUCUGUGAUUUUUAAAUAAAUUCACUCUCUCUUACUAGACUGUGUGGUACAUGACUUUGCAUGACUGACACGUCUAAUGCUGUCGCCUCUGUACCUUGGUAACAAAGCUCAUCGCCUGGCAAUACAAGUCCAGUGACCCAGAUCAGAAGGAACAUAGGUCAUUUUGAUGGACAGCUAUAUGUUAUAUGCCAAAAUUUUAAGAUGUUUGACCAUUCAUUGGCAAUCCUUUACUUAUUUAACAUUUAUAUUUAAAUAGGCUACACUCAAAUAGAUGUGGCGUUCAUUUCAAUCUGGCAAACAGAUAAUUUGAAUCCGUUUUAAAAGUUGCUGUCUGUUUUCAAAAACACUCUUCAAACGCACAGCUGAGGAAAGCACUUGGCAUUAAAUCUUAAACAUGCUGCGCACAUUAAACCUCUCUCAGAUCAGUUGCUUUCAUACCUUGUACACACGUAGGGAGGUAGUAUUACUUGGAAGUAUUUGCCAAAAAGUUAGAUCAUUCUAUCCAAUCAGAGCAAUCCUCUCGAUGCCACGCCCCCAAAUAUGAAACUUGAAACUCUGGUUUCUAUGUUAACUAGUGACUAGUGACAUCCUAGCUGAAGAUGCUUCACGAAGCAAUGUCCUCGUUUUCAGAGCUCAGCAUUUAAAAUAAUGUGAGGUUUCAUUGAAAUGGUUGUUGCAUUCCCAAAGAUUUUAGGGUGCCAUCUAGUGGGCUCUGAAAAUAUGGACACUAGUGAUGGGCUUAUGAAGCUUCAUGAAACAGUGCUCUCCUCUUCAUAGCCUACUAGAUGGCGCCCUCUGCUUUAAAAUCUGUGGAUUUUUACAACCAUGAAACCUCACACCAGAGAGCGCCACCUACUGAGCUUUGAAAAGAAGGACGCUGUUUCAUGAAGCCUCAUAAAACCGUCACUAAUUUUCCAAAUGCACAGUGCAAUAUGACAGGCCAUAUUGUACAAAACAAAUUGGAUAAAAAAUAUACACAUUAGAUAUAAACAUCUGACCCCUUAAGUAAUAACUUUUAACUGUUGCAGUGUAUAAUGAGACAAAGAGUU